Messenger RNA from Drosophila serrata, 321 nucleotides. RefSeq names its product larval cuticle protein Lcp65Ad (gene Lcp65Ad). Gene Ontology annotation, cellular component: chitin-based extracellular matrix. Gene Ontology annotation, molecular function: structural constituent of chitin-based larval cuticle. NCBI's taxonomy places the organism in Eukaryota, Metazoa, Arthropoda, Insecta, Diptera, Drosophilidae. The record is from RefSeq and is a predicted model, not a curated record.
AUGAAGUUCGCCGCCGUCAUCGUCCUUUCCUGCCUGCUCGCCAGCGUCCUGGCUGCUCCUCCAGCCUCCGAUGCCCAGGUGCUGCGCUUCGACAGCGACGUCCAGCCCGAGGGCUACAAGUUUGCCGUGGAGACCAGCGACGGCAAGUCGCACCAGGAGGAGGGCCAGCUGAAGGACGUGGGCACUGACCACGAGGCCAUCGUGGUGCGCGGCUCUUACACCUAUGUCGGUGACGAUGGCCAGACCUACACCAUCAACUACCUGGCCGAUGAGAACGGUUUCCAGCCGGAGGGCGCCCAUCUGCCCAGGGCCGUCCAAUAA